UGUUGUUAGUUGAAUUGCACUGCACAUGAGGUCAACUGAGGCCUGACAAGGCUCAACACAAGAAAUCUGGCAACGUUCUUCGAGGUGAAAAAACGGCCGGUAAGACUGUCAAUAUUGAUAGUGUCACUUGUCUUUCAAACGUCUUUCAUCAACUUCACGGCUAUCAAGCUGCCAUUUUUCCUUUACCGUUAAAAAUGAUUCGACGUGUGGAGUUGUUUGGAACAAUGCUGCUCCGAAAUAAUUAAUAUAGUUCCAGUUUCUGUCACCCAUGUUUCAAGAUUGGUCUGGGUUAGAAAAAUACAGCUUCCAGUAUGGAGAUGGGGGAGGUCAACAUUUGUUCAAAGAAAAAGGCGUAAUAAUAGCAGAACUAGAAGAAAGUGGUACAAGCGAAGAUGAAUUACUAGAAAUAGCAACAUCGCAUGCGAUCGAGAGUGGUGCUGAAGACGUUACCGUCGUAGAUAAUGUUACGGCCAGAUUCAUAUGUGAUAUACCUAAUUUGCAAGAAGUUGCCGGAUCUUUAGAAAGACAAGGGUACAUGAUCGUCUCAGCCAAUCAAGAAUGGGUGGCAGUGCGGUUACACCAAUUAGCUGACACCGAUUUGACUGUAGUGGAUGCUUUGUAUAGAAAAUUAGAAGCUUUGUCAGAAGUAACCCAAUUGGCAGAUAACAUAGCAUAAAAAGAUGUUAACUGCUUUCACAAAUAGUCUGAAAGGAUGACUACUUUCACGAUUUUGACAGAAUCAGCCUUUCACCCUUUAUAGAACAGGAAUGCCCAUUUAUGCUUCAAGCAAUUGAAGUUUUUAGGUGCCAAAAAUGAAGGUCGGAAGCGACUGCAAUGCAUAAAAAUCAAGAUUGUAGUCCCUUCCCUCUACCAUCCUCCGUCUGGAUUUUUACCGGUGUCAUACUCUAAAAACCUAUCUCUAUUUAAAUUUUUUCCGAUUACAGGACUUCCCCGACGGUAGGCGUGAGAAGUAAAAAUGCGGGUGCACUUUUUAUAGUAAGAACCGAUUGCGCAUCGUGCCCAUGCAUUCUGACACAUGGCGUCCGAUCAACCUUAGACACUCUUAGCCAGUCUCUCACUCUGCCGCUAUUACGUUUUACGGCUUUGUCGGUGUUGGUUUUGUAGUUGCUCUGCCUUGUUUGUCGCCACGUCAAUCAGUAAGCCCGCUGACUAUGAUGUACUCAGCAAUACGAGUUUUAAACGCAAAACAGUUCCUCAUACUGAAAUUUUGAAUUAGGUGCGCUUUUCAAAACCGCCGUCGGGCCUACUCUCUAGCCCAGUUGUUCUGCUUCACGAUAACGCUCGGCAUCACGUAGCGGCAAUCAGUCACAAUACAGCUCUGACAGCACCAUCAAGUGGUCACCUUUUCCAAAACUAAGGGAAUUUCUUGGUGGAAAGCGCUUGGAAAAUGACGUUGAAAGGAACCAUUACUAACUGGUUUAACGAUCAGACGGCAGCGUUCUGUGACGACGGGAUCAAAAAACUGGCGCCACGAAUUGAAACAUAUGAUGACAAUGUUGAAAUGUUCAUAUUUUAUUUUGUGAUACAAUACAUAUAGGUGUGUAUAUAUAUAUAUAUAUAUUACUCUAAAGGGUGUAGGGUUAAACAAAACAUUACAAAAUCUUCUAUUAUUUGUACAUGAAUUUAAUCCAUUCUUUUUGCUUAAAGCAAGUUUCUUAGCUUAUCUCCAAUCCGUUCAUAUUUUCAUCACUAUCUGUUCCAUGGUAUGCUCCCAUGUUCUUUGUGGCCUGCUCCUUCUCCUUUCUCCUAGCACCUUACUCUCCCAAACUUGUUUCACCGGUAUGUUGUCACCCAUUCUUUGCAUAUAUCCCUACCAUCUCAGCUGCUUCAUUUCUAUGUGUUCUAGUAUAGAUUCUGUCUGUAACUCCGUUUUUAUGGUCUCGUUUCUUAUUUUGUCCAUUUUGGUUACCCCUUUAACUCGUCUCAAGUAUUUCAUUUCAACUGCCUGAAGUUUACUUUUUUGUUGUUGCGCUAGAACCCAGGAUUCGCAUCUAUAUGUCAAUAUAGAUCUAUAUAUUGUAUUAUACACUGUGAUUUUUGUUUUCUUGGACACAUCCUUUUUAUUGAUAAAACCUUCACUCAUCGCAUAGUACAAGUUAUUUGCCUUUCCUACCCUUUCAGAAAUUUGUAUUUCAUUUCUGCCGUUAGGUUCCAAUAUAAAUCCCAGAUAUUUAAAGGAGUGCACCUGUUGUAAUUUUACAUUAUCUAUUCUUAUGUCCAUAUUGAGUUUUUCAUUUUUUCACCAAAUCAUCUGCAAAUGCGCACUCUGCUAAUUUCACUUUUUGCAACUUCCUGUAUGCAACAAAAAUUGGUUUUGUUCUUUGCCUGCAUUGUGUUAUCAGAUCAUCCAUAAAUUCUCUAAACAACAGGGGACUAGGCUCUCCGCCCCGACGUACUCCCUCUGUAGUAGCGAAUUCUUCGGACAUCAUAUUUCUGGAUAUUACUCGGUGGUUAGUCUUGUGGCAGUGGCGGCUCGUGGCAAAAUAAAACAGGUGUUCUGCACAUCCGAACUUACCUAUUUUUUAUAUGUCAGUUCGAUCCUGCGCUCCUUCUUGGUAGCAAAUUUGUCGAUCACCUUCCCGUUGAAAUUUUUCAUGGUCGAAAUAAAUUCCUUUUCAAUGGACAGCAUCGACAACGCUGAAAGGCGAUCAUAGGUCAUAGUAUUUCGAAGAAAGUUCUUGAUUCUUUUCAAUGUUUAGAAAUUUCGCUCAGCCUCUGAUGUUGACAUAGGAGUUGUAACAAUAAUUCCUAAUAGCUUUUUUGUUUCUUCUACUAUUUUGUAUCAAAAAUUCCAAAAGAGACAGAGUUCCAUGUAAAUCACGGCAAUCAUUCCGUGCAUAAAUUACAAACAACUCUGUCUUUAAACGACUUUUUUCUAAUUCGGAAUAAGCCAAGCAGGUAGUUUCCAACUUCUCAUCAGGAAACUUACCACAGUAUUCUCCAAAGUGUUCGGGGAAAAUAAGGGAUGCGGCUACCAAAUGAUUUUUAAUUGAAAUCUGUCAUUUGCAGAAUUCACUACAUUGUCGUAUACUUCUAAUGCGGCAACUCGGUGAUCGUGACUGCUAUUAUUACGUCUUCUCCUUUUGUUGCCUUGGGGUUCAGUGCAAAUACGUUUGGCUUCAUUUAUUAUGUCAUCAAUUUUAUUUCUCACAUCGACAAUACAUUUUUCAAAAUUAUCGAUAGCCGUUUUAACUUGCGCUGGCUCGAAAACAGAAUCGUUUAAUAUACGGCGAAUACCGCAAGCUGCCUUGCAAACGAUUUCAUUAGUGAAAUUUUCUUCUAUUUCUUCCAUGCAUUCAAUGAGUGAUUCUCUGUUCUCAAGCACUACAUUUAUUGUUCGAAUAUUAAAAUUCCAACGAGUUGUUGCUCCUUGGGGAAUUUUUUUCUCCGCAAUUCUGUUCAGUAUCUCUACGCGUUGAGGAGAAUUAUUAAAAAAUCCCGGAAUAUCUUUCAAAUCCCCAAAGAACACCCGAACUUGAGCAUCAGUGUCACAUUUUUCGGGAUUCAUAUAAUUCCAAAAACGUUCUACUGGUUCGCCGUUAAAUACGUAUCUGAAAAUUGGGUUUUCCCCGAAAUGUCCGUUGUUUCAUCUGCUAUUAUCGCCAAAUACAAGGCUCUGUUAAUCUGUUUUAUUAUUUCUUCAUGACAAACUUCAAGAGUACAAUCCAGUAGAUCGUUUUGUAUUUCUUUCGAAGUUCCUUUAAAUAUUGAAGCAUUUUUUAUGUGUUCGCUUAAGGUUGUAUCAAGCUCAGCAGAAAAAUUAAUCAGUCCAUGAAAUAUUCCUGGGUUUUGGGAGCUCUCGGUUUCGUCGUGGCCCCGUAGCCCCAAUUCAAAUGCUCCGCAAAAUUUUAUACAAUCGAUUAUUUUUGAUAGAACGUACCUGUUUUUUGUAACGGUAUCAUUAUACUGUUGUAUAUUUCUCCAAUAUGCUGAAUCUAACUUAGCUCUGAUGUUAACAGUCCCCAAUAAAGCCAAUUCCAUCGAAUUAUGAAGAUGUGUCUUAGAGUUUUCAUGCUUCUUAAUUUUUUCGCUCAGGAGCACUAAAUCUGAAACACCUACCUCCGUCCAAGCUUUGUCACCGCCGAAAAGUAUGCAAAGAAAGCAGAAAAGGUCAUCCUUCCUGUUGCACCCACAAAUCCAGUCAUUUCUGGUGUAAAUCUCCCUGCUGAAAUGCCCCGACUAACGCCCUGUGUUUCUAUAAAUAUGUCCGGCAUCGGUCGACCUGACCUUCAGCUCAUUUUUUUCUUCAAAUGUUUAUUUCCAGAAUCGUUUCACGCUGAUAAGUCUGUAAACCACAUCCAUUGUCCUGCACUACCCUUCUACACAGCCACAGUCAGUCAGUGAGUCACUAGUCACUCAACGUAAGUCCCAAAAUACCUAAAUAAAAAAUGUUUCGCAUCAAAUUUUAAGCCACGUCACACGACAAGACCAAUAUGCCAAUACCGCCGAACACCGAGUACCGAACGACCAAUCAGAUAUCGUACUUCGCAUUAAAUCUGUACAGAUCUGUAUACAUUGCAGCACAUGCUUAUGCUUAAAUCGCGCAUUUGAUUUUGUACAGAGAGACAAAAGCACGCGCGUGCGGCUUGUGUCGAAUGUUACGCUGCGGUCGCGACGAAAAUGACAAGUACACAGUUGGUCGAUUAUAAUGCUUUCUCAGUACAAAACAGACUCGACGCCAUGUCUUGCGGGGGCAGGCCGGUACUGUUUCUAUUUGUGUGAUAACAUGGAAAAUAAAUAAUGAUCAAAUUACUACUGCUUUUUCUGUUAAGACAAAAGUUUUGGCAGUUCUGCAGCUCUGAAGAACUUAAGGGCCAGCCGCUUGUGGUAUAUACUCAUGAUCACUUCUAUUAAUUUUACUGGAACAUUUCGUCUCAGCAAAUUAUCAUUUAACUUUUUUCGUGGAACUCUAUCAAAAGCUUUCUCCAUAUCCAUGAAGGCAAGGUUCAUUGGUUUUCCUUUUGGUAAAAAUUUAGUCAUCAAGAUUUUAAUAGCAAAUAUGUGAUCCUGAGUGCUUCUUCCCGAUCUAAAUCCACUUUUUGUUUCAGACAAUGUCGGCUCUAUUAAACUUUCUUUGUUUUUUUCUCUAUUAUUUGUUCAUAGACCUUGAGUACUGUAGACAGCAGCGUUAUUCUUCUGUAAUUGUGAGAAUCUUUCUUGUCUCCUUUCUUGAAAAGUGGUAAAAUCAGCCCUGUUGUCCACUGCUCGGGUAUUAUCUGUUGUCUAUAUGUUUUUGUGAAGAGAGAAUGUAGUAUUCUAAUUCCAGUUUCGUCCAUAUUUUUCAACAUUUCCGCUGUUAUUUUAUCUAUUCCAGGUGCCUUUCCAUUUUUAAGUUUCUUCAAUGCGUCUGUUACCUCGUCUAUUGUUAUCCCCUCUUCUGUAUCUUCGGUGACUUGAUCUGUCGUAGAUACCGAGGAAUUAUCUGGUUCGAUGUCAUUCUGUGAGUUCAACAAAUCAUUAAAGUACUCUUUCCAUCUAGCCAGUAUUUUUUUGUCCUCCAUAAUCAGAACUCCAUCUCGAUCCAUUAUCCCUGUUGUGUCAGUUGCUGCGUUUUGUCUAUUUCGAAGUCUCUUCAAGACAUUAUAAAAUAAUUUUUGGUUACCUUUGCUGUCACGCUCAAGUUUAUAUUCAAAAUCACUCCAUACUUUCUUUUUACUGUCUCUCACCAUAGUUUUCACUUUUUCUCUCUGUUUCUUAUAUUCAUUAUAGCUUUCCUAUGUACGUUUGUUUAGAAAACUUAGCCAUUUCCGUUUUUUAAUUUUAUGUUGUAUUUUUAUGCUAUUAUUCCACCAAGCUGUUUGUUUUCUGUUCGAACUCGUUCUAUAUGUACCGCAAACUGAUUUCACUGACGUUAGCACCAUAUCUCUAAAAGUUUUGCACAAUGUUUCUAUUCCCAUUCCGUUUAUCUCCUUUUCCACCGAUUUAAUCUUUAAAUUAAAAGUCUCUCUAUCAGUGGCGAAGCGUCCAUGUAACCAUUGUUACCACUUUUAACAGUUAAAAAUUUUAAAACUAAAUAAUUUGUGACUAAGUACUGUGAAAUAAUCUCAUUUAUUUAUUUACCAACAGCAAUAUGUACUAGUAUUUUAGUACAUAGCAGAUUAGCCCCACGAAAAUAAUGCGCCCUAUAAUACUGACUAGAUUUUGCGAACGCGAUGAAGCCAACGAAUUCGGACUAGGUUAGAAGAAGCCAACCCCAUAUGAUGUUAAACGAUUGUUUGUUAGCAACAUCAACAGAUUAUUGUUUACCCGAAAUUUGACCUUGAACGAAAAUUGUAUACUUUUCCCCGAGUGGGCAUCUGC
Molecule: messenger RNA, 6321 nt
Organism: Acanthoscelides obtectus
Lineage: Eukaryota; Metazoa; Arthropoda; Insecta; Coleoptera; Chrysomelidae
Source: the annotation of a GenBank genome assembly